Molecule: messenger RNA, 945 nt
Organism: Fusarium graminearum PH-1
Lineage: Eukaryota; Fungi; Ascomycota; Sordariomycetes; Hypocreales; Nectriaceae
Exons: 6
Coding region: 1-945 (314 amino acids)
Source: RefSeq, a predicted model, not a curated record
AUGACUCGCCAAGGAGUCAAAAAAUCACAGGUGCUUCGAAACCCAGUACCACGCAAGAUGGUCUCAUCGACAGUUGCAUCUCUUUCCACCAAGCCGGAAAGGUGGAAUCCUGCCGUUAAUGCAGACUGCAGUGGCAUUUGGGCUGGUUACUACUACUGUUGUCCCUGGCACGCCCGCCCAGAAACCUUCGGCGACUUCACUAAAGCCUACAGCUACUGGAGGUAUUGGGUUUAUGUUGGUGUCGAGGGAUAUAAGCCCACGACGACUACUAAAGCUACUUCCACAACCACACUGCCCGCCAACGGUAUCAGCACUCCAUCGCCUAUCCAGAACGGCAUCAGCAAGAACUGCAACAAAUUCCACAAGAUCCAGUCUACGACUACCUAUAUAUCCAUUGAGAACUACUACAACAACCCUGCUAUUGGUAAGAAUUGCGAAUCUCUACUAACCAACUAUUGGGUCUGUGUCGGAGUUGUGGGAUGGUCCCCCCCUACCAAGACCAAGACCACAACUACAAAGGCUGCUACGACUACCAAGCCGUCGAACGGCAUCUCAACGCCUCUGCCUAUCCAAGCUAACAUGUCAGCUCAACAACGACCUGCUCGUCCAUCCAGAAUUACUAUUCCAUCUCUUUAUCAGACUUUGGGAAGUGGAAUCCUACGGUCGGUGCUAACUGCACAAACCUUUAGGCUGGAUAACGUCUGCGUCGGUGUCAUCGGUGGCACCCCUACCAAGCCCAGCGACGGUAUCAAGACGCCCUCGCCGAUUCAACCCAAGAUGACAACCAACUGUAAGAAGUUUCACAAGGUAGCUUCUACAACUACCUGUGCCUCGAUUCAGAAGUACUACAAGAUUACCAUGGCUCAGUUGCUGAAGUGGAACCCGACAGUCGGCAGUGGGUGCGAGAAGCUCUGGGCUGACUAUUGGGUUUGUGUUGGGGUUUAG